Messenger RNA from Abrus precatorius (Indian licorice), 1644 nucleotides. RefSeq names its product oxygen-independent coproporphyrinogen-III oxidase-like protein sll1917. Gene Ontology annotation, biological process: porphyrin-containing compound biosynthetic process. The record is from RefSeq and is a predicted model, not a curated record. NCBI's taxonomy places the organism in Eukaryota, Viridiplantae, Streptophyta, Magnoliopsida, Fabales, Fabaceae. Gene Ontology annotation, cellular component: cytoplasm. Bases 40 to 1464 code for a protein of 474 amino acids. The transcript has 2 exons. Gene Ontology annotation, molecular function: coproporphyrinogen oxidase activity; 4 iron, 4 sulfur cluster binding.
CUAGUCAAGUGUACAGAGGUACGUCCUCUCAUUCCCACCAUGCUGAAAUCAACGUUCUCUCCCAUUUUUUGGGUGCUUUCUCCAAAACCUAAGUCUCCAAAAGUAUCAUCUCACACAAUCUUCCGAAACAGCACGCCACAUGUUCGCUACAACGCCUCUUUCAACACCUCACCACUCCCACACCCUUCAUCAGCUUACAUUCACCUCCCUUUCUGUCGAAAACGUUGCCACUACUGUGACUUCCCCAUCGUCGCUCUUGGCUCCUCUUCAACCCAAACACACGACGACCCACGAGUCUCGAACUACAUACACUGGCUCUGCAGAGAAAUCAACGCAACCCAAGUGGAACAACUCAAUGCCACGACCCCUCUUCAAACGGUCUAUUUUGGUGGUGGAACACCCUCCCUCGUACCUCCUAGGAUGGUUUCCUCGGUUUUGGAGACUCUGAGGAUGAAGUUUGGGUUGAGUGAGGAUGCUGAAAUAUCAAUGGAAAUGGACCCGGGCACGUUUGAUGCCAACAAGAUGCGAGAGAUGAUGCUGUUGGGAGUUAACAGAGUGUCUUUGGGGGUUCAAGCAUUUCAGGAGAAGCUUUUGAGGGCUUGUGGAAGAGCACAUGGCGUGAAAGAGGUUCAUGAAGCUAUUGACAUUGUUAAGUUAUGUGGGAUUCAGAAUUGGAGUGUAGAUCUUAUAGCUUCACUGCCUCAUCAGACUAGUGAUAUGUGGGGGGAAAGUCUAAGGCUCACCAUUGAGGCACAACCAACUCAUGUUUCAGUUUAUGACUUGCAAAUUGAGCAAGGCACAAAAUUUGGAAGAAUAUACUCACCAGGGGAAUUUCCUCUCCCUUCUGAGGUACAAUCAGCUGAUUUCUACAAGAUGGCUUCAAGCAUGCUUUAUAAUGCAGAUUAUAACCAUUAUGAAAUCAGCAGCUACUGUAAGAGUGGAUACGAGUGCAAACACAAUUACACCUAUUGGAAGAACAAGCCUUUCUAUGGCUUUGGCCUUGGCUCUGCAAGUUUUGUUGGUGGGUUGAGAUUUUCGAGGCCGAAGAAGGUGAAUGAUUACAUUAAUUUUGUUCAAAAUCUAGAAAAUGGAUUGGUAAAUAGCUCAGCUGUUGGCCACAUUCAGAGCAAGGACACAGCCAUGGAUGUGGUCAUGCUGUCCCUAAGAACUGCAAGAGGCCUAGACUUGAAGUCUUUUCAAGAAUCAUUUGGCAGCUCUGUUGUUUUGCCUUUGCUUGAGGCUUAUAAACCUUAUGUUGAGAGUGGACAUGUGAUUUGCUUGGAUGGGGAGAGGAGAGCCAUUAGAGUAGAUGAUCUCAACAAUUCUUUUUUGAAUAAAACUAACACAGAAAGGUGGGUGGCUUAUGUAAGGCUAAGUGAUCCAGAAGGUUUUCUCUUAUCAAAUGAGCUAAUAGCCCUUGCUUUUGGGGUUAUUGACUCUUGGAAGGAAUGCUCUUCAUGCUAAAUAGCUACUUGAAAGCAUGACUGCGUAUCUGUUUAAGCAGCAACAAGUUUGUUAAUAGCUAUAGCUUAUGUUAUCUUACAAUUACUUUUAUGUUUUGUUGGAUGGCGGGGAUGGAUACUCAAACGCCAAUGGUGGGCAUCCAUAUAUCUUCACAGUAAAAUAAAUAACUCAUGAAAUGAA